Amaranthus tricolor (Joseph's coat) is the source of this 1357-nucleotide messenger RNA. Its product is annotated as protein SLOW GREEN 1, chloroplastic-like. The record is from RefSeq and is a predicted model, not a curated record. NCBI's taxonomy places the organism in Eukaryota, Viridiplantae, Streptophyta, Magnoliopsida, Caryophyllales, Amaranthaceae. The coding region runs from base 181 to 1197 and encodes 338 amino acids. The transcript has a single exon. Gene Ontology annotation, molecular function: protein binding.
AUUUUUCUGGCUCACUUUUUAGGUCACACUAGAAGGCAAAACCCACCUACCCUCACCUAAAACGCUACUAGCCCUCUUUGGCUCCCAUCACACUUUCAGAGUUUGAAACUUCUACACAUUCACCUUCAUCUUUCUCUCUUCUCUUCAUUUAUCUCUUGAAAUCUUCAAUUUAUUCCUCAAAUGGAUUCUGCUUUGACCAUUUCCUCUGCUUCCCUUCUAUCCCGCAAAUCCAACCACAAUAUUCAUCCUCCCACUGCUUCAUUUUCUUUCUCCUCAAAAACCCUACUAAAACCCUCUUCCAGAAUUUCCAUUUCUGCUAAAAGUUCCUGUAAUUUCGACAUUAAUCCCUCAAAUGGGACUAGUAUUGGAAACCCAUUUACUCAAACCCUCCAAAAAGCUUGUAGAACAGUUGUUUUGACUGUUGCAGCUACCUUAAUUGCCUCCAAGUUUAAGGAAAUGGCCGUAAAGGCGGAACCUUUGACACCAACUACAGAAGAAUCAACAAUAGAAGAAGACAAAGUUGAAAACUCCAAUGAAAUUGAGGCUGGGUAUGAAGAAAAAUCACCACUAUCUCGCUUAAUGGAAUCAAAUUCUGAGUUUGUGGACAAUCUGUGGAAAUUAUUACAGAAAAAGCUUGAAAUUGGGGAAGAUGAAGAAGCAUUGAAGAUUCUGGAUAAGUUAGUUGAAGCUCAACCAAUUGAAAUGGAGUGGAAAUUUUUAAGGGCGAGAUUAUUGAAUGAAAUGGGGAAAACCCAAGAAGCUAGAGAAGCAUUUGAAGAGAUUUUGACAUUAAAUCCUCUCUCAUUUGAGGCCUUAUUUGAGAAUUCAUUGCUUAUGGACCGUUGCGGCGAAGGGAAUGCUGUGAUUGUGAGGUUAGAGAAGGCUUUAAGCAUUGCUAUGGAUGAAAAUAAGGCAAAGGAAGCAAGGGAUGUGAGGUUAAUCAUUGCUCAAACACAAUUUUUGCAGAAGAAUGUGGAAGGAGCACUACAAAGUUAUGAUGAUUUGAGUAAAGAAGACCCUAAAGAUUUUAGACCCUAUUUUUGUAAAGGGGUGAUUUAUAGCUUGCUUGAUAGAAAUGAAGAGGCUAGAGAAGAGUUUGCCAAGUAUAAAGCUCUUUCACCCAAGAAAUUUGAUGUGGAAGGUUACUUAAGGACUCCACUUUCUAGGACAAAGCUCUUUGGGACAGAUUCAAGUUGAAUGUUUGUGUAUUGCUAUCAAGCUUUCUUUUUAGGAAUAAACAAGUAUGGGAAUUGGGAUGGAUGAAGCAAUGUGAUUGCUUUUAGGUAAUUUAUUAUUAUUAUUAUUGUUGUUGUUUAAUUAAUUAAUUAAUAUUAAUAUUAGUUAAUUAAUUAAUUGA